This is a messenger RNA of Naegleria gruberi, 696 nucleotides long. RefSeq lists its product as uncharacterized. Gene Ontology annotation, molecular function: GTPase activity; G-protein beta/gamma-subunit complex binding; guanyl nucleotide binding. Gene Ontology annotation, cellular component: heterotrimeric G-protein complex. The coding region runs from base 1 to 696 and encodes 231 amino acids. Gene Ontology annotation, biological process: adenylate cyclase-modulating G protein-coupled receptor signaling pathway. Lineage: Eukaryota; Heterolobosea; Eutetramitea; Acrasida; Naegleriidae. The record is from RefSeq and is a predicted model, not a curated record. The transcript has 4 exons.
AUGGGAAAUUGUUUCGGCGGUGAUCAACCGGAUAAAGGCAAACAAACACCAGUUGGUGACCCGAAUACUGUAAAGAAGAGUAAUGGAAAACGAUUAUUGUUGGUGGGUGCAGGAGAUUCAGGAAAAAGUACGAUAUUUAAACAAUUGAAAAGAUUAUUCUCGCAAGGUUUCGCACCAGAUGAACUGCAGAAUCUGAGACCAUAUAUUUUGGAUAAUGUCAGUAGAAAUAUGAUAAACCUGUGCUAUGCCACACAACAAUUAAAUAUUCCAAUAGAUCAGGAAAAUAUAGAGAGAAGAGAUUUGUUUGCUGGUAUGUAUGCAGAUACGAGAGCAUCGAUGGCAAAUGCUAAAAAGUGGAAUGCAAAUACAGCAAACGAUUUUAAAUUACUGUGGAAAGAUAAUGGAAUUAAAACAGCAUUCAGACAAUACAGAGGUACAUAUCAAAUAGAAGAUGGUGCACCUUAUUAUUUCGAUAAAAUAGAAGAGUUAGCUAAUCCUGAAUGGGUACCACUUGAAGAGGAUAUUUUAAGAACAAGAAUCAAGACAGUUGGUCUUGUGGAGCAGCAAUUUGUGGUCAAAGAAAUGAACGUAAAAAGUGGUUGCGUAACUUUGAGGAUGUCGACGCAAUUAUAUAUGUCUGUAGUUUAUCAGAGUUUGAUCAAUCGUGUUAUGAAGAUGGUAUCACAAACAGAAUGA